AUGACUUCGAUUUUACCAUACAACUCUGCGGUGCUUGUUCUUGAUGGCGGUUUAGGCUCAGAACUUGAGACUCGUGGCGUGCCAGUUGGCUCGUCCCAUCUUUGGUCUGCUGAGCUUUUGAUCUCUGAUCCAGCGGCUCUUCGUGACGUUCAUGCUGCAUAUAUUGCCGCUGGCGCUGACAUUGUGACCACAGCUUCUUACCAAGCAAGCUUCCCUGGAGUUGUGCGCUACUUUGAAGAAAAGCAAGGACCUGGUGAUUAUAAUGAUCUUGCGAAAAAAUACAUUGCAGAUUCCGUGUUGAUUGCGCAGGAAGCCCGUGAUGCCUUUUGGAAAGAAAACGAGGCCACUACAGACCGAAUCAAGCCCCUUGUGGCCGCAAGUAUCGGGCCCUAUGGCGCUUAUUUGGCCGCUGGUCAAGAAUACACUGGUGAUUACGGAUUUACAGAUGAUAAAGAAGGCGAGAAGAUUCUACAAGAAUUCCACAAGCCCCGGCUGGAUGCUCUGCUUAGUGCCAAUCCAGACAUUAUUGCCCUCGAAACAAUCCCAACUUUCCUGGAAACCAAAGUCUUGCUUGAUCUUCUGGCCAAGACAAAAGUAGAGAAUCCACCAUCUGUUUGGUUAGCCUUUUCAAUCAACUCUUCCGAUGAAACUGCUCUUGCAGACGGCUCUCCAUUAACUGCUGUUGUCGAUCUCAUUGCAAAAUACCGAGAUUCACCUGGUCUCCGCGUUACUUCCAUUGGCACCAAUUGUCUGCCACCACACCGUGCCCAUAAAGCCCUCCACACUCUUUCGCAAGAACUGGCACGUGUGAACUUGCCUCUUCCACUCGUCGUGUAUCCCAAUUCGGGCGAGAUCUACAAUGGAACAACGAAGGAAUGGGCCCCAAACCCAGAAGGUGUCUCCAAGGCAGAUGAUGAGACUAAUCUCUGUUUCCACGAGUUUCUGCCUAAUUGGUAUGCUUCUGGUGCGCGGCUUGUGGGCGGCUGCUGCCGUACUGGACCCUCCGAUAUUUCCGAGUUGCGCGGGCAGCUCCAAGCUCUGGCGCGACAGGCAUGA
Magnusiomyces paraingens is the source of this 1056-nucleotide messenger RNA. RefSeq lists its product as uncharacterized. The record is from RefSeq and is a predicted model, not a curated record. The coding region runs from base 1 to 1056 and encodes 351 amino acids. Lineage: Eukaryota; Fungi; Ascomycota; Dipodascomycetes; Dipodascales; Dipodascaceae. Gene Ontology annotation, molecular function: zinc ion binding; S-adenosylmethionine-homocysteine S-methyltransferase activity. Gene Ontology annotation, biological process: S-methylmethionine cycle. The transcript has a single exon.